Molecule: messenger RNA, 663 nt
Organism: Paramuricea clavata
Lineage: Eukaryota; Metazoa; Cnidaria; Anthozoa; Malacalcyonacea; Plexauridae
Source: the annotation of a GenBank genome assembly
AUGUCGACAGAAGUUCGCCAUACUUUCCAUCCACCACCACCUAAAAACAUGACGUCAUUACAAUCCUCGCCAUAUGUAAGGCAAUCUCUUGCAGAAAAUCGUUUCCAGCAACCGCCAUCAAUGCAGAACGCCCAGGAAUCAUAUGAAUACCAGAAUUAUGGCUUUCAGCCAGAUAUCCAUCAGUCUAUGUCCAGUGGAUACAGGCAUAUGGGCCUGAACGCGCCGGUAUUUACUAAUUAUGAAUAUAUGAGACCCGGAGGAGUGAUACAUCCAUUAUAUGCGUCAGGUGAGAAACCUGGGUUGCAACGUGCACCCCAACAGCUCCCAAAUUCUGAACUGCUCCAUUCAGAAUAUAAUUCGGCAUUUCAAACGCGUUAUGACACCCAACUAUAUUCUAUACCGCACAUAGUUCAAAGUUCAAGUUUAUCUGGACCAGGACCAGCAUCUCAACAAUUUUCAGUGUCCAAGAUGAAAAUACCCCAAAUCCAAAACCAGAGUCAACUGACAGACACCGUCAUUGGUGAAAGCGAUGCAAUCGUUAAAGACCAAACAACAGUAAUCCAGUUAGCAACUGAAAAAAUAGAAGCGAAUGGAGAUAAUGAAUUCAAACCAUCUGAGGCUGUUUCAUCUCAAAAUAUUCCGGAAAUUGCUGUCUCAAAAUGA